This is a messenger RNA of Plasmodium fragile, 1317 nucleotides long. RefSeq lists its product as uncharacterized. The coding region runs from base 1 to 1317 and encodes 438 amino acids. The transcript is spliced from 5 exons. NCBI's taxonomy places the organism in Eukaryota, Apicomplexa, Aconoidasida, Haemosporida, Plasmodiidae. The record is from RefSeq and is a predicted model, not a curated record.
AUGCGAGUACAAGUGCCUGUUUCUUUUUUUUCUGUUUGCAAUAAUAAAAAUUUUGAUAUGAAUAACAAUAACAACACAAGAAAAAUAGGAACUAGCAUAUAUUAUAUUAUUCACGUCUCUUUAAGAAUUGUAAACUCGCUCUUCUUCUUCAAUUUGUCAAUAAUAUUCUUAAAAGGUGAGUUUCUCAUAAGUUUGAGCGUUGUACUUAGAGAAAAAAGGGAUCUGUACGACUUUGUAUAUUUUUUAAAUACAAGAAUCCAUAGCAACAUGCUACAGUCGAACAACAAACAAACAUCGACAAGCAACGGUGUCUCACAAGGCGCGUCGCAAUGCCGAAAUGAUAAAGCAUAUUUCGCAGAUAAUGAAGAAGGUGAAACCGAUGGCAUAAGGGCGCAUAGGUGGCUCUUCUCCAGAAGAGUACCAAUCAUUUUGUUUUUUGUUGUUGCUUGCAUCUGCUUAACGCAUACGGAUGACUUCAACACACAAGAACAGCCCUUGGCCAAAGUGCAUAACAGAGUCGCGCGCAGUUUAGCAAAGGUAAAAUCACUUUCAUCAGAAAAUGGGCUUGAAUUACAUCCGAUGGCAUUCGAACACUAUGACGGUGCCUACGACGAUGUGGAACAACCUUAUGAAGAAGACUAUGCAUGUUCCCCGAAACGCAUAUAUUCUGACGCACAAUGGGAGGAUGAGGAAGAUGGAACUAUACUAAAAGCAUGGAAAAUGGUGGAGUACCAGGUACCACAACAAGUCCAUUAUGAAAGAAAGUGGAAAAUAGAACAUGAUGCAAGGGAAAAAAAAGUCCAUAAAGGAGACAACUUAUCUGCCGCUAUGGCAGUCGCCGAGGCAGUUGCAACGUCUAGAACAUCCGUGUCGAAGGUUGGAUCAGGGUCCUCAUUGCCACCAUCCCCGCAAAAUGCAAAACAAAGUGCAAAAACGAAACAGGAAUCUAAAGGACCUUCGGAUACAGGAAGGAGCGGAAGCACCGGAAGCACUGCAAGCACCGCAAGCAUCGGAAGCACAAUGAACGGGAGGCAGAAUGAAGUCGUUAACAUCAAAACCGGAAGAGACUUUAGUAGACGGAAAUUGGCUAAAUAUAUUAUAUAUAGGUGGAAUGGGUAUACUCAGUAUGUCCUCACUUCUGACAUUCCGGUGCUGCUACCGAAGGCGAAGGCAAAAGUGCCAAAGAAAGUUGUGAAAGACCAAAAUUGCAUCAAAACAAGAGCACAAACCCGAGGUACUCCGGAUAAAUCCAGAGAUACCCCGAGAAACCGAAAGCAACUAACAAAGCAUAACUUCCUGUAUUGCACUUCUGGGUAG